Danio aesculapii is the source of this 2736-nucleotide messenger RNA. It is a transcript of the gene slc43a1a, whose product is annotated as solute carrier family 43 member 1a. Gene Ontology annotation, molecular function: L-amino acid transmembrane transporter activity; neutral L-amino acid transmembrane transporter activity. Gene Ontology annotation, biological process: neutral amino acid transport; transmembrane transport. Bases 90 to 1706 code for a protein of 538 amino acids. NCBI's taxonomy places the organism in Eukaryota, Metazoa, Chordata, Actinopteri, Cypriniformes, Danionidae. The transcript has 15 exons. The record is from RefSeq and is a predicted model, not a curated record.
UAAGUGCCAUUUCUUUGUUUUAGCGCCGAAACCUGAGAAGACCAGGAAACAACUUAACGUCACGGUUGGCACUUGGGAAUAAAUAAAAAAUGAAGGGAAUGGCUCCCUCUCUAGAACAGGCGUUCAGGAGGCGCUGGUGGAUGGCCGUCACAUCUGUGUUGGAGAAUCUGCUGUGUUCGGCUGUGCUGCUGGGAUGGGGCUCUUUGCUCAUCAUGCUCAAAAGAGAGGGCUUUUACUCACACCUAUGCACAGAAAAUAAGACUGAGAGUGUGAAUGCUACUGGUGAAGAAGAUAAAUGGCUGAGCUGUGUGGAACAGGAGGAAAUGUUGAAUUUGGGCUUCACCAUUGGCUCUUUUUUGCUCAGUGCCGCCACAUUGCCGUUGGGUAUUCUCAUGGAUCGGUUCGGCCCCAGGCCGCUUCGCCUUGCUGGAAGUGCUUGUUUUGCACUCUCUUGUGUGAUGAUGUCUGUAUCAGCGUAUCAACCAGAAGUCCUCUCUGCAAUCAUAUUUCUUGCCCUGUCAUUAAAUGGCUUUGGAGGGAUCUGUCUGACCUUCACAUCUCUAACGCUGCCAAACAUGUUUGGAAGUCUGAGCUCCACUGUCAUGUCACUUAUGAUUGGCUCUUAUGCGUCAUCAGCUGUCACCUUCCCGGGAGUCAAGCUGAUAUAUGAUGCAGGGGUAUCAUUUACCCUUAUCAUGUGGAUGUGGGCAGGCCUUGCAGGUCUGGUCUUCCUCAACUGUUUCCUCAACUGGCCAGAAAAAGGAUUUGCAACGCCAGAAGAGAUUGAAAAGAAAAAGAUCCAUGAAGCUGAAAACCACAAACUGACUCCAGCUGAAGAGGCGACAGGAGAAACCAAGAAGCCUGCUCUACCUCAGGAAACACAAACUGCUUCUGUCCCGUUUCGUCGCUCCGUGUUUUCUCCCAUCUUCCUGUGGAGUCUGAUCACUAUGGGAAUGACCCAGCUGAGAAUCAUCUUCUUUAUGGGAGCCAUGAACAAGAUGCUGGAGUUCAUGGUGACUCAUGGCGACCCGCACCCCUCUGAAGAGCUGAAGCUUACGGCUAAGAAGAAUGUGAAUUUCUACUCCUCCAUCUUUGGCACACUGCAGCUCUUGUGUCUCGUCACCUGCCCUCUGAUUGGAUACAUCAUGGACUGGAAGAUGAAAGAGUGUGAAGUGGAUCAGGCAGUGGAGGGAGAGAAAAGAGCUGUUGCUGUACCCAAGCGUGACCGAAAGAUCCAGAAACUGACCAAUGCCAUGAGAGCCUUCAUCUUCACAAAUAUACUGCUCAUUGUGUUUGGAAUCCUCUCCCUCAUAAACAACCUGCCUCUACAGAUUCUGACAUUUAUUUUGCACACUAUGGUUCGUGGAUUCAUUCACUCCUGCUGUGGGGGCAUGUAUGCUGCUGUGUACCCGUCCAAUCAUUUUGGCACUCUGACCGGGCUGCAGUCUAUGAUCAGUGCUGUGGUGGCCCUGCUGCAGCAGCCCCUCUUCAUGAUCAUGGUGGGACCUCUUAAUGGAAAUGCGUACUGGAUCAAUCUGGGACUUCUGAUCUUCUCAUUCACCGGUUUCCUUUUGCCGGGCUACUUGUUCUACCACCGCAGACAACUUCAAAUACAGGCUAAAGGAAAAACCAGCACACACACUCCUGAUGAAAACCAGGCUCUCACCAACGGACACAGCAAUGGCCACGUCCCGCAGGAGGCUUAAUUUAAUAAUGAUGGAUCACAGGACUCCUCGCAUUUCAACAGCAAUGUCAAACGCUACGCAAGAUAUGACAGACCUUGCCAUUUCUGAAACAUCUUCACUAAACACAACUUUUUCCUUUUUUUUUUUUGGUUUUAUAGAAGACAUUUGAGUCAGUAUUGUCUCGUAUGAUGAUCAGCUGCGAGUCGGUAUUGAAAAUCUGCCCAUCAAAACGAUGCAUUUUUAUAGAAACGAAGUCUAUUUAUUGGACCGUGCACGCUGGCUCUGAUUGGCAGACAUGAUGAUCUACCUCAGUCUGUUCAGCUUCUGCUCUCCUUCACCAAAGAGACUCGAUUGAUUGUGUGUACGUCAGUGUCUGUUUUCUGUCUUUUUAGUCUAUACUUGAAAACUUGAAAGACAAUCAACACCAGCAUUUCACGGAAAUUCACCAAAGACACUUGUGAUGGAGCUUUUUAAAGUGUAUCACUUUAUUCUCCUCGCGUAAUUCACUAUGUUAAGCGUUAUCCCAAAGCAGUAAUAUUUCAGGCAGAUUUAUGAGUGACCGGAUUGAACUUUAAAGUGUUCUGUACAUGAUUGAGCUUGACAGGCACUGAAAGGAAAUGUAUUUUUGUAUUUCUGUUAUUGUACCAUUUAUCUAUUGAGCUUGAUGUAGAUGUGCUCUGUAAAUAAUGCUUUGAUAUUUACUUUUUCUGUGCAGUGAUGGUGGAUUGGGCUUUUUGUAAUGGUUUUGGUGAAGUCGAGCGAAACCAAUGACAUGCAGUCUGGAGAUGUCAGUAUGCUUUUUAUUAUGUGUUUGUGUGAAACUAGUGCCUUAUGUUAAUAUUGAAUGUCACCAUUUAAGGGAACUUGGGAAACCAAAGCCAUUUUUGGGUAUGGAUGUACAGUAUGCGAUAAAGCCAUAACUGGACUGUUGUAGGUUUUUGGAGAAUAUGCAAGAGAGCAUCCAUGUACAAAGUGCAAAAAAUGUCACAUUUGAAGAAUCAAAAAAAAAAACACAAUAAAAGAUGCAUACCGUUAUUAUGAAUGGUCUUGA